AGACGAAUUUUGUUGUAUUUAAAAGUGUGAUUCAUUGGCGACUACGUACCGACUGCCGUUCAGUUCAGUUCGAGGCUCGGAGUCGGAGAUCGUAUCCGGAGGCUGAAUCAGGAAGUAAUGGAAUCGGAAGAGCCGCUAAUCGUUCCGAAGACCGAGUUAAGGAGCGGAGGUUUUGCGGCGAGGAGGGAAGCGUAUGUAGGAGAGCUGCGCAGAGCGACCACGCUAGCUUUGCCGAUUGUGGUGGUUUCUUUGACGCAGUAUCUGUUGCGCGCUGCGUCGAUGAUGAUGCUCGGCCAUCUCGGGGAGCUCGCCUUUGCCGGCGCUUCUAUUUCCACCUCCCUCUGUAAUGUUACUGGAUACAGUCUUCUGCUUGGGAUGGCUAGUGCAUUGGAGACACUUUGUGGACAGGCCUACGGAGCAGAGAACUAUCAUAAAGUCGGGAUUUUCACUUACGGUGCCGUACUUUGGCUCUUUCUAGCUUGUUUACCAAUAUCCCUUUUAUGGGUGUAUACAGAGAAGCUUCUGAUAUUGAUUGGCCAAGACCCUAUGAUCUCCAAGGAAGCCGGCAUAUUCUCGAUUUGGCUCAUUCCCACACUUGUUCCGUAUGCUAUUCUUCAGCCUAUGACUCGAUAUUUGCAGAUUCAGAGUUUGAUAAUGCCUAUGGUGUGGUCCUCAAUACUUUCUUUGGUCAUCCAUUUGCCUCUUUCGUGGGUGUUUAUAUUUACUUUGAAGCUCGGAAGCCCUGGAGCUGCGAUUGUUCUCUGUUUUUCAUAUUGGUUGAAUGUGAUCGUGCUAGGAAUUUACAUAAAAUGGUCGCCAAGCUGUAAGAAAACUCAUGCUUCAUUCUCAAAGGAUAUAUUCCUUACAUUCGGUGAAUUCUUCUGCUUUGCUAUCCCUUCUGCUUUGAUGGUUUGUUUGGAAUGGUGGACAUACGAGAUAGUUGUAUUGCUUGGUGGAUUACUAACUAAUCCGGGGCUAGAGACUUCGGUGCUAUCAGUAUGCCUGACGAUCACCUCGAUGCAUUAUCUUAUACAAUAUUCUUUAGGCGCUGCUGCAAGCACUCGAAUUUCCAAUGAACUUGGAGCGGGGAAGCCGGAGGCAGCCAAACGAGUCCUUACUGUUAUGCUGUUUCUGUCUGUGGUAGAGAUUACCAUGGCGGAUGCUAUUCUUUUCUUCUUUCGUUCUGAUCUGGGAUUUGCAUUUAGUAAUGAAGAAAGCAUGGUUGGUUACGUGAAACGAAUGACUCCUAUUCUUUGCAUCUCGAUCAUUAUGGAUAGCUUGCAAGCAGUACUUUCAGGAGCCGCAAGAGGCACCGGAUGGCAGCACAUCGGCGCCUACAUAAACCUCGGGUCGUAUUAUCUUGCUGGGAUUCCUAUAUCUCUGUUGCUCGGAUUCUAUCUUGGCCUGAAAGGUGAGGGUCUAUGGGGCGGCCUGGUGGUCGGAUCAACCGUGCAAACUGUGUUGCUCGGCGUCGUAGCGCUCCGAACGGAUUGGCAUAAACAGGCAGUGGAAGCAAGAGAGAGGAUGAUGAUUGAGGGAAAAAUUUCGACUUACAAUGAGGAUGAGGUGGUUUGAUUUUGAGAGAGCUAAGAUUGCAGAGGCCAUUUCUUCCUUCCUUCCUUCUUUCCAAUAUUGUCCAAAUUUCUAUAGAAAUAGAAACAUGUUUGGUCUUA
Molecule: messenger RNA, 1673 nt
Organism: Andrographis paniculata
Lineage: Eukaryota; Viridiplantae; Streptophyta; Magnoliopsida; Lamiales; Acanthaceae
Product: protein DETOXIFICATION 14-like
Exons: 7
Coding region: 118-1575 (485 amino acids)
Biological process (GO): xenobiotic detoxification by transmembrane export across the plasma membrane
Cellular component (GO): membrane
Molecular function (GO): antiporter activity; xenobiotic transmembrane transporter activity
Source: RefSeq, a predicted model, not a curated record